AUAGGCUACUUUGACUUUUGUUAAAACUCAAUAAAAGCAACUUUAUUUUACGUGAAGGAAAAUGAACUCAUAACUUAAGUGUUAAUAUUAGUACCUAGUGUAGAGAGAGCUAUAAUUAACUGUAGUAUUUAGUGCGUGCUUUUAUUUGUGAAACAUGUCGCGUGAUCCUCGAGAGUCUCGAGACCCUAGGAAGGGUUAUUACAACCGGGAUUGGGAUAGAGACCGGGAUCGUGAUCCCCGAGAACGAAAUCGUGAUCGUGAAUACCGGCAUCCAAUUCCGAAGCGAAGCCGCAGCCCUCUGAGGGAUGAGAAGCGGCGUAGCCGCUCCCCAAGGAUGAAACCCGACAAGGACCUAGAUGAGAACAUUUUGAGUGAGAUCUCCAAGCUGCCUGAACCGAGUGAAUUGUGGGAGCCGAAUCAGUUCCCAGACUCUGGCUUUGCGCCCCCGCCGCCGUCCUUCCAACAAUCGGAGUCAAAUCCUUCAUUCAGCAACUACCCGCCACCUUCCUACUCCGGCAUCUACGAUGACUUCCCUCCCGUUGCGGCGGUGCCUCCGACCCCGCACCCACCGGAGAUUGGCAACUGGAACCAGCUGUCACUGCCGCCGCCACCAACAGCACUUCCACAAUUUAAUGUUGAAGAUCAGAUCAAGAAAGAAGCGGCGAUUGAGUCGGAAAUGCGCCACCAGAAGGCAGCACUGUCCAAGCAGCGCGAGGAAUACAUGAAAAAGGCGGGAAUAUUGAAAAAGGAACUCGAAACGCUUAAAGACCAGCGCAACGAACUCCGCGGCGACCCGAAACGAUCGCCCUCGCCGGACACUAAACGGUUUUUAAAGGAGAAUACCAAACUACAGUUGGAGAUUCAGAACAAGCUGAAGACCAUCAACAAUGUGGUGGACAUGCUGAACGGCAUCAUCGGAGAGGAAGCUGAGGCGGCCCUGGACUCCGGGGACUCCAGCCCCGACCUCAAGAAUAAAAGGAAAUCCAGGUCGCCAACGAACAAGAAAUUCAACUAUGUGUACUACGACCCGGAGAUGCAUUGGUGUCGCGUGUGCAACGAGUUCCCACCUACGGCCAAGGAUUACUUGAACCAUCUACACUCGCCGGCUCAUCAGAAAAUGGCGGCAGCGCACAUGGAAGCCCCGUGGCACAGCGUGACGACGGCCAACGAGGGGUUUCCCAGCUUCCCAUCGGCGCCCACCAAGCGGACACCUAUCAGAGGCUUACAAUUCUUCGUGCCGUCGACGGCGUGGUACUGCAAGCUGUGCGACCAGUUCAUCGGCGACCUGCACUGCGCUUCUGCGCAUCUCAAGUCUAUCGUGCAUUCCAAGAACUAUACCAACUUCGUAGAACAGAACCCGCACUGGGAGACCGACUGGAUGUCGGACCGUCAGAAGGCGUUCGAAAAGGCGCGCGGCUCCAAGGUGAAGGAAGACCCCGCGAAGGCCGCCCAGCAAGCCGCAGCCGCAGCGAGCAGAUACGCCGCGCACACCAUCACAUUCAACAAAGACGGUUUCCACACAAAACGUAAGGACAGCCCGCAACCGCCGCCCGAAAUCAAAGAAGAGAAGCAAAAGAAGAAGAAGAAGGAAAAGAAGAAGAAGAGCAAGAAGAAGAAGGGGAAGAGCUCCAGCAGCAGCUCGUCCAGCUCCUCAAGCAGCUCCGAGAGCGACACUGUGGCUAAGAAGAAGAAAAAAAAGUGGCUUGCGAAUGCUGAAGCCCGUUUGAACGAGAGUGACCGCCAGCUUCUGGACUCACUAAAGAGCCGGAUGACCAGGAACCGGGACGCGCCCGUCCGGGACACAAGGGACUCCAGGGACACCAGAGACAGUAGGGACAGAGGCGCUUCUAGAAAGAGGGAGGCGGAGCGGCGCGGGUCCCGCUCGCGUUCGUCCCGGGAGCGCGGGGAGUCCCGGGGCCGCGAGCGCGGGGAGUCCCGGGGCCGCGAGCGCCGCUCCGGGUCCCGCGGCCGCAGCCCGGGCGGCGCCCGGAAGCCGGAGAUCAGGAAGAUGCCCUUCAUCGGUAAAAUGCCCGUGUACAAAAACUUGAGCAAAACUACCAAAACUGAGGAACAGAAGAAAGAAGAGGUAAAAAAGAAGGAAGAAGAGGAAGCUACCAAGAAGAGAAGAGACGAGAUGGACGCAGAAAUACAAAAGAAGGUGUUGGAGUUUAAAGAGAAGAUAGCCCGCGCGCAGAUCCAGCAGGAGAUCGGUCCGCCCGCCGUGGCGCUGCCCACGUCGCUGGGCGCGCCCGUGGCCUUCCUCCCGCAGCCGCUCCCCCUCCCCCUCCCGCCGCCGCCCGCCGCCCCCCAGCCCCAGCCCGCGCCGCCGCCGCCGCAGCCUGCCGCGCUGCUGCCACGGAUGAAGCCUUCGAGCAACACGGAAGGGAGGCGGCAUUCGCACAAUUUCCCCUCUGCCGAGUAUACCGGUCUUACCUUACAUGAUUGUUACAGAACACCACCGCCCCCUACUCCAAGCAACCUCUCCAAGGACUUCCAAGAUGCUCUGGACAUCAUCUUCCCCUCCGAAGUGAAGAAACAAGCGGACGCCCUCCAAGCGCAACAGGAACUCUUCGCCGCCGCCAUGCCCUUCGGCCCCCUCGGCGGCGUCAUGCCCCCCUUCCCCCCACUAGGCCUCAUGCCCCCGCAAAUGCCCCCAGGCAUGAUGAUGGGCUUCGACAUGAACCCCCCACCCCUCAACCCUAAUCUUUUUCCUCCUAGACCGCAGCUAUAUGACACUCAUGUUCCCCUAGUACCCAGCCCGAAACCAAGACAGCAGAAUAAGAGACCUAUGAAUAAACAGCAUAAUAAUAAACCUAUCAACCAGCAUAACCAGAAUCAAAAUAAGCCGCAGAAUCAGACACAACCUCAACAGAAUCAACAGAGUCGGAAGCCAGCAGAGAAGCCGAAAGAAGAAAACGGAAGCGUGGCAAAGAAGAAAGAAGAAUUGGAUGACUUGGCUAUGUUGGGCAUCGAUGCGGGCGACGUCGCUGGGAUGUAGAUGAAAAUCUAUUUUACAAAUAUGUAUAUUUACAGAACGAUUCAACCCUUAUCAAGGGAUUUACCAUGUGGUAAAUCCCUUGAAAAAGCACUCAAACAAAUCCUUACUAAUUAUUAAUUUGAAAGCGAAAGUAACUCGGAACAAGUUUGGUACGGAGAUAGUUGGAGGCCCGAGGAAGGACAUAGGAUAGUUUUUAUCAAUCAUCAUCAUACCACGUAGACGAAGUCACGGGCAGAAGCUAGUAUUUAAUAAUCAAUAAGUUAUAUGUGUUCUGGAAUGUAAGACUGACAUUCGAUUGUCAUUUUUGAACUGUAAGCACUUAAGAUUUAAAAAGCUGGCAAGGUCGCCAUGUAAGGGCCUUAUCACGGCGGUUUGCAGGCGAGCGCGCAACGAGUCCACCGCGAGCGCACAACUAUUUCGCUGCGUAUAAAGAACUGGCUGCGCGCUCAUCGCCAGCGUGAUAAAGACCUAAGAAUGGACGUAUUUUGUAACUAAAAUACGAAGAUAUAUAGAUCAUUUUAAAUUCUGACUUUGAAUCCACAAAACCUUUGACCUUUGCUUUAACACUGAUCAAGUCAUUAAUGCAUCCCUACAUUCAACAAGCAUCACGUCAAUAUUAUGUUACUGUUUUGCUUUUGAACAGCCAAAAUUUUACAUAAUGCUCUGGUUUCCUAUAGCAGGCGUCUCCAUACAAAUACUACGACUUCCAUAUUUAGCCGUAUUAUUUAGUAUGGAGACGGCCGCUAUAUGACGGCACCGCUAUCCUAGGAAAACCGAUCUUUAGUCUACGAAUGGUUAAGGUCGGUCCUGGGACUCGAAGGAAUAAAAUGUAAUAUGUAAUAAAAUUGCUCUUUUUAGGGUUCCGUACCCAAAGGGUAAAACGGGACCCUAUUACUAAGACUCCGCUGUCCGUCCGUCCGUCCGUCAAUCACCAGGCUGUAUCUCACGAACCGUGAUAGCUAGACAGUUGAAAUUUUCACAGAUGAUGUAUUUCUGUUGCCGCUAUAACAACAAAUACUAAAAAGUACGGAACCCUCGGUGGGCGAGUCCGACUCGCACUUGUCCGGUUUUUUUAAGAUUGACAAACUGAGUACCCAAGUACAACAGAAUACAUGGCUUUUAAAACUAAGAAUUAAAUGUAUAAUUUUGUAUCAAAGACGCAAAAUAGUUAAAAAAAAACUAAAACAGUUUCAAUUAAUUGAAACUUAUUACUAAUUUAAUCAUGAACUUGUCAAUCUGAUUGAAUUUGAUAUCAUUAAAUCAUUCCACUUUUAUUUUAGAUCACUUUGCAUCGUAGUUUAAAAUAACUAUAUGUAUCUAUAAAUAAUUCAAAGAAAACCUUUACAUUGUGACUUCAGUAGUUAACAAAGCGAGUUUUUUUAACGUAUCAAAUCAAAAGUAUAAAGUUUUGAAUAUUUUAAAAUUGAAAAAAAUCGAAAGUGUAUUAAGCCAUUAUUUUACAACCUAUUUAGUUUAAUGUUGACCCAUACGCGAAGUAGGGUCAUACAAUUUCCAUUUUAUGCAAAAUAUCUCCCCUACUAGGCAUUUAAAUUCUACUAAUAGAAUUGAAACCAAGUGGCCAAUACCACUCGAUUCCCAAUAUCUAUCGCUCGUAUUUCAAAAUUAUCAAUUCGCCGUUUUCCACAAACUUUCGAGUGACGAAAUCGAGCGCUCGAAAGAACGUAUCCUAGAGGGUUUAUGAUAUUUAUGUAGAUAAAGAUACAAAUAGUCUUCUAAGGGCCACUUGCACCAUUCACUAACCCGGGGUUAACCGGUUAAACCUGGAGUUACCAUGGUUAACAGUACAAUUUGACACUGCGUUAACGGUUUAACCGCUUAACCCCGGGUCAGUGGGAUGGUGCAAGUGGCGCUAAAAAAUGUUUUGCCGUUACUCUGACUGCACUGAUUUUUUUUACGAGUACAGGCUAUUCUGUAUAUGCAGUCGUAAUAUAAGUAAUUGUGCGUUGUCUAAGUUGUCAUAUAUAAUGUAUGUAAAAAUAAUUUGACUGUAUUUUUGUAUUUGUGAUAUUAAUAUCGUCAUUAUCGAAA
Cydia splendana is the source of this 5047-nucleotide messenger RNA. Its product is annotated as serine/arginine repetitive matrix protein 1. The coding region runs from base 155 to 2998 and encodes 947 amino acids. The record is from RefSeq and is a predicted model, not a curated record. Gene Ontology annotation, molecular function: nucleic acid binding; zinc ion binding. The transcript is spliced from 15 exons. NCBI's taxonomy places the organism in Eukaryota, Metazoa, Arthropoda, Insecta, Lepidoptera, Tortricidae. Gene Ontology annotation, cellular component: nucleoplasm. Gene Ontology annotation, biological process: negative regulation of DNA-templated transcription; positive regulation of DNA-templated transcription.